This is a messenger RNA of Paralichthys olivaceus (Japanese flounder), 1161 nucleotides long. NCBI's taxonomy places the organism in Eukaryota, Metazoa, Chordata, Actinopteri, Pleuronectiformes, Paralichthyidae. The record is from RefSeq and is a predicted model, not a curated record.
AUGAUCCUGUCUGAUAUUGGACUACACGCCACGUCAACAGAUAAAGAUUCUACAUCUGAUGAAGCUCCCACAGAGAGUAUGAACAUCAUCUCUCCUGAUCAGCUCGAUGGAGCUCAGUAUGUAGGAGGAGGACCUUCAGACACCAGCAGCUCCAGCACAGAAACAGCAGAUGCUCCAGCAGCCAAUCAGGUGACAGCUCCUGAACCUGCUGCAGCUGCUACAAACAGCGUGGAGGACACAGACGAGGACAAAAGCUCAGAGUCCGAGGAGAGAGGGAGGAAAAAGUUCAGCUCACGCUUGGCCAAACCUCAGAGCCCCCCUAAACCACAACAGCCACCCCCCCACGUCCACCAGAGCCCCGCCCAUCUUCCCAUCAGCCCCGUCCGUGUCAUCCAAAGCCCCGCCCUCCCGUCUCAGCCAAUCAUUCCUCAGCCCAAAGCUCUGGUGAGGAAUCGAACAUCAAAGAGGAGAUCCAGGACCAACCGCCGCCAGAUUUAAUAUACAACACAGUAACACACACUCCUUUAACACACACAGUAACACACACACACAUACAACAUGCAUGUAGGCAAAUACCUGGGACAUUCCGCCUGCAUCACGUGUGUCAAACCUCCUGGUUUUCAUUUAGCCAACAUUUGGUGGACAGGUCGCAGUGACAUCACUUCCUGUGUGAGGCUCCAACUCGCUGACGUAGCUCCUCACAUCUCUCAUUGUCAGCAGAUACUUAUAAAGGUCAAAUUACAUUUAGAGUUUUCGUUUUUAUCCAGUGUCUCCCCAAUUUUUUAACACGACCCCUAAAAUAUCAGUGCCGUAGCUAAAAUAAAUGAUUUGUUUUGGUCCUUCACUGCUCCAGAUGAUGAGGUCACAUGUUUAUCAUUGAUGAGGUCAUCUGAGGUAAACUCCGUGAGGAUGCUCUGUCAGCUGACGUCGGCGGUAUGUCCCGGGUGUACGAACAUGUAAUCUAUUACAAAAGUGACACAGACAGAUUCACACAUGUUCACCUUCUACACCGAGCCAUCUGAUUGGUUCAACUAAUCUGUCGUCUGAUUGGUUGACCAGAUCGAUUACAGGGAUCCAGGAUCCAGGGGUUGUAUUCAAACUUUAUUAGUAGAGCAUGUUUAGACACCUUCAUAUCUCAAACAACAAAUGUGAAAUUGAAUU